Molecule: messenger RNA, 1781 nt
Organism: Cololabis saira (Pacific saury)
Lineage: Eukaryota; Metazoa; Chordata; Actinopteri; Beloniformes; Belonidae
Product: ras-related GTP-binding protein C-like
Exons: 7
Coding region: 143-1321 (392 amino acids)
Biological process (GO): cellular response to amino acid stimulus; regulation of autophagy; cellular response to starvation
Cellular component (GO): lysosome; nucleus; Gtr1-Gtr2 GTPase complex
Molecular function (GO): GTPase activity; GTP binding
Source: RefSeq, a predicted model, not a curated record
CGUUCACAGGACGGGCGGCUUUCCCAGCGCUGCGUACCCAGCCCGAAGGUUCGCAUGUUAGCUGGUGGAGACGGCAUAGUUCAGGUCGGAUCAGUCCGGUUCUGACCGCAGUGGACCCCCUGGUCCCGGUUCUGGGUCCAGCAUGAACAUGCAGUACGAGGACGACGCCGCGGGCUCGUUCCCCAAGGGCUUCGGCUACGGGCUGGAGGAGCCGGGGCUGGACGGGAGCGGGCCCGGGGACCGGCCCCGGAUCCUGCUGAUGGGGCUGCGGCGCAGCGGCAAGUCCUCCAUCCAGAAGGUUGUUUUCCAUAAAAUGUCCCCCAACGAGACCUUGUUCCUGGAAAGCACCAACAAAAUCUACAAGGAGGACAUCUCCAGCAGCUCCUUCGUCAGCUUCCAGAUCUGGGACUUCCCCGGCCAAGUGGACUUCUUCGACCCCACCUUCGACAGCGAGAUGAUCUUCAAGGGGACCGGCGCUCUGAUCUUUGUCAUCGAUGCCCAGGACGACUACAUGGAGGCUCUGGGGCGGCUGCAUCUGACGGUAUCCAGAGCCUUCAAGGUGAAUCCAGACAUCAACUUCGAGGUGUUCAUCCAUAAAGUUGACGGGUUGUCGGACGACCAUAAGAUCGAGACUCAAAGAGACAUUCACCAGAGGGCCAACGACGACCUGGCGGACGCCGGCCUGGACAAGCUGCACCUCAGCUUCUACCUGACCAGCAUCUACGACCACUCCAUAUUCGAGGCCUUCAGCAAAGUUGUGCAGAAGCUCAUCCCUCAGCUGCCCACGUUGGAGAACCUCCUCAACAUCUUCAUCUCUCACUCUGGCAUCGAGAAGGCCUUCCUGUUCGACGUGGUCAGUAAGAUCUACAUCGCCACGGACAGCUCUCCAGUGGACAUGCAGUCCUACGAACUCUGCUGCGACAUGAUCGACGUCGUCAUAGAUGUCUCCUGCAUUUACGGAGAGCACCGGUUAGCAGCUCCGGGGGCUGACGGGGGGUUUCCUUCCUCUGACAGGCUGAUGGAGGACGCCGGCAGCGCCGCCUACGACCAGGAGUCUUCUGCCAUCAUCAGGCUCAACAACACGACCGUGCUUUACCUGAAGGAGGUCACCAGGUUCCUGGCCCUGGUCUGCAUCCUCCGGGAGGAGAGCUUCGAGAGGAAGGGUUUGAUAGACUACAACUUCCACUGCUUCCGGAAAGCCAUCCAUGAGGUGUUUGAAGUCGGCAGCUUGCCAGACGGCGCCGCGUGGAGGCCGGCCAGUUCCUGCAGCAGCAACCCGGGGGGCCUGAAGUACGCGGCGCUGAACGGAAGUGCCGCCUGAAGCACAACUUCAGAAAUGUAUUUGCUCAUAGACACACUUUGUCCGUCGAUAACCGGAAGCUGCUCCAACCCAGAAGCCCAGUCCGCUCAGACGGGUGGUCUCCGGCACCAGGAGCUGCAGGAACCCGCUUCAGCUACAACCUGCCCCACUUUUACGUACAUGUUGCAGAAUGCCAGUAUGCAGCCCCUUUGAGCCCGAUCCCCGCGAGCUCCACGGAGAGUCAUGUGACCGGGCGCUGCUCCGAUCUCCUGGAUCAGGUUCACCAUCAGAACUCCGGGUCGUCUUCAGACUCAGACUUCAGACGUUUGCAGAUUUUUCUCAGUGGGACAUGAAUGUUGACCCAGAAACCACCAGGACGUGUUUUUAUUGUCACGCGUUAAUCUUAAUAAACGCUGAUUCUUACUUGCUGAGUCAUGUUUGAGAAACUUUAAUGAGAGUUUCACAUGAGAGACGGUGACGU